Messenger RNA from Amphiprion ocellaris (clown anemonefish), 701 nucleotides. It is a transcript of the gene taf13, whose product is annotated as TATA-box binding protein associated factor 13. Gene Ontology annotation, molecular function: protein heterodimerization activity. The record is from RefSeq and is a predicted model, not a curated record. Gene Ontology annotation, biological process: transcription by RNA polymerase II. The transcript has 2 exons. Gene Ontology annotation, cellular component: transcription factor TFIID complex. NCBI's taxonomy places the organism in Eukaryota, Metazoa, Chordata, Actinopteri, Pomacentridae. Bases 135 to 509 code for a protein of 124 amino acids.
UGUUUUCACCGGCUAACGGUCUCCAAAUCGCUACUUCCGCAGUCAACGAGACGAAAGCGGAAGUACACAAAGCUGCAAAUCAAAUCCAACGAAGAAGAAAAACCGACACAAACAAGUCCAGCUUCCGUUUCAGAAUGGCGGACGAGGAGGACGAACCCGGUUUCGACGAGGAGCUGGACGACGGAACCAGCGGGGUGGACGUGGGCCACGGCAGGAGGAAGAGGCUCUUCUCCAAGGAGCUCCGGUGCAUGAUGUACGGCUUCGGGGACGACCAGAACCCGUACACGGAGUCCGUGGACAUCCUGGAGGACCUGGUGAUCGAGUUCAUCACGGAGAUGACCCACAAAGCCAUGUCCAUCGGACGCCAGGGCCGCGUCCAGGUGGAGGACAUCGUGUUUCUGAUCCGUAAGGACCCCCGGAAGUUCGCCAGAGUCAAAGACCUGCUGACCAUGAACGAGGAGCUGAAGAGAGCCAGGAAAGCCUUCGACGAAGCCAAUUAUGGCUCCUAAACGACUCAUUUUUUGUAGGAAACACGUUUGAUUUGGAGGUUUGUGUCGUUUUGAUUUGUUAUUCAAGCUUGACUUGUUGUCCAAAUUGUGUUUUUGUGGCAUAAAUAUAACAAGAAAUGUCCCAAUGGUGGGCAUAAACUUAAUAACAUGUUGUUUAAUUGUCGUAAUAAAGUAACUUUCAUAUUGUUUUAA